Molecule: messenger RNA, 417 nt
Organism: Aspergillus niger
Lineage: Eukaryota; Fungi; Ascomycota; Eurotiomycetes; Eurotiales; Aspergillaceae
Exons: 2
Coding region: 1-417 (138 amino acids)
Source: RefSeq, a predicted model, not a curated record
AUGACAAGACUCUACCCCCUCUUCAUCCUCCUCUUCGUGCUGCUCAUCCUGGGCACAAUUUUCUACAUCACCUACUCCAUCAUUCAAGACGUGAAGCGCAAUACCCGAUCUAAAAUGGAGAAGAAGAAUGUCACCUUCUCUCGUGAUGGAGUUACCGUCGGUGUGAAGGAGUUGAAGGAUGAGGAUUAUUUGGAUCGGAGUCAGAGUAUUCUGGUUAACAUGUGGAAUCACACUUCCUUCCCUGCGUACAAGAGUCGACUGUGGGAUAUGACGAAGCCGACGAAUUGGAAUGAGAAUGCCGCUGGGGCGAGUGAUGAGGGGUUGAGGGGGCGGUUUUGGAGUGCGGCGGGGAGGGUCGGUGAGUGGGCUGGAUAUCAUGAUCAGGGUCAGGAGGGGGAGAAGAAGAAGGGGCAAUGA